AUGUCUCCUGAAGAGUGUCGCUGGCUCGAAGCACUUGCUCAUCAGCACAACACUUUUGACAGUAUGGACUAUGACAACGACAACACAGACUUCAAGAAUGUACUAGACGGCACUCACUCAAUUGACAUCAGCCAUGCAGGAGAUGAGUUUCAGGAUCUCGCAAGAGAGAUAUACAAAGACUUUGACCACAUUCAGCAGCAUGUCAAUGCAUUUGAUCAACAAUUAUUUGCACUUACUGAUGCCUACCUCAAAUGGAGCUAUGGCUGUGCCCAGCACAGGUUUAAGGACUUCAUGGAGGUCCAUAGGAAUGCUCAAUCACAGUCAGACCCUAACUCAGGUGUUUGGGAUGUCCAAGUGGUUGAUAUUUUUUGUAAGUUUCAUUUCCGGACUACUUCCAUUGGCUAA
This is a messenger RNA of Suillus discolor, 405 nucleotides long. RefSeq lists its product as uncharacterized. NCBI's taxonomy places the organism in Eukaryota, Fungi, Basidiomycota, Agaricomycetes, Boletales, Suillaceae. The record is from RefSeq and is a predicted model, not a curated record. Bases 1 to 405 code for a protein of 134 amino acids. The transcript is spliced from 2 exons.